Molecule: messenger RNA, 822 nt
Organism: Gongylonema pulchrum
Lineage: Eukaryota; Metazoa; Nematoda; Chromadorea; Rhabditida; Gongylonematidae
Source: the annotation of a GenBank genome assembly
AUGAUUAGGGGUGGGAAUCGUCAGUACAGCCCUCCGAUCACCAUGUCAAGUACCAUGGUGUAUGAAGAUAGAAAGAGAGAAGAAUGUGAAGUACAACUACAGCAUUUCCCGUUUCUGACGCGUGGUCUUUGUGCAGUGGUAUGCUACUAUGAUGCACAUCGUUUCAUCAGCGCAUCUGUCAGGGCUCUCGCAGAAUUGAAAAUCAACGAAGAGAUUCCGAAAUCAGAUGCGCUUACCAGCACCCUCAAUGCUCUACUUACCGAUACUGCAUUCGUUAAACGUCUGAUAGAAGUUCUGCAAACAGUGAGCGUGCAGACUGAGCUGCAGAAUCUUCAUCAGCCACAUGUGAAUGGACUGGGCGGCCCGAAACAUCAGGAAAUAUUACGUGAAUUAAUCGAAGAAAUUUUAACAAACUGUGCGCAUACGCUGUACCUCAUUUCAUCGUCGUGGCGAUUGGAUUCCGUCCCACCGUUUCUGGAUAAUCUGUUCACGCCGCUGAAAAAUUUGCAGCCAACAGCACUGUUCCAGAAUACGCAUCUGCCAUUAUGGAUCGCAGCGCUGAUACUAAUUUCGCCACACAAUCUUUUGAAUAGUAUGUUUCUUCAUCUCACUGCAUCUGCCCGUGACAGUAGUUUGCUCCCUGAUAUUUUCUUUUUUACUUUAAUUUGGCAUUUUCAGAGUCAAAUUUUACUAAACCCGUUAAUAAAGUUCGCUCCCGAAGAGUUUUUUUGUUUCUCGUUUAGCUGUCUUUUGUACCCUUUUGGCGGAACUCCCACCUUUUAUUUCUUUGGAAUUUUUCUUUUUCGCAUAACCGGAUUGUAG